AGCGACACUGCUAGUUGGCGGCGGGUCCGGUGGCGGCGCUGGCGUCCGUCGAUACCGGCGCCGGACGUCGCGGCGCUGCCCGCCGCCGCCGCCGCCGCCGCCGCCGCCCAGUCGAGUGAGCGCCGCGCCACGAGCCGGAGACUCAGCCCCGGUGGUCGCCACGUGUCCGGCCGCGCUCCGUGCGCCUCCCACCCGUCAUCUGUCACCUGUCACCGGCCACAGCCUCUGCGGACUGCGCUCGCAAACGACCCCCUCGCGUCGUCCGGCGCCGCCCCGAAGCGCUGACCACCCCGGCGGCCUCCGCCACUGCCGGGCGCGCGGCCACGAGGUGCAGGUGCGGGGUUCGAACCCCGGCGGCCGCGCCCAUGGCCGGCCAGUAGUGUCCAGCCGGCGCCUCGCCAUGACGGGCCGAGCCCACCCCGCGCUGACCGCCACGGCGGCUCUGCUGCUGUUAGCCGCCGCUAGGGAAGUCGGCUCGUCGUACCCGAGCGGCGCGCCGAACUCUCUGCCCGCGUCCGCCACGGGGUCGCCGCCUGCUCACGCGCUGCCCGGACGCGGGGGUCCCUACUUCGACCCCCAGACGCCGCGCAAUGUCACCGCGCUGGCCGGCAAGUCGGCUUACCUCACCUGCCGCGUGCGGCAGCUCGGAAACCGCACGGUAUCGUGGGUGCGGCACCGGGACCUGCACAUCCUGACGGUGGGCUCGUACACGUACACGAGCGACCAGCGCUUCCAGGCGUCGCACCACCGCGACCUGGACGAGUGGACGCUGCACAUCAAGUGGGCGCAGCGCCGCGACGCCGGCGUCUACGAGUGCCAGGUCAGCACGCAGCCCGUGCGCAGCCUCGCCGUCACGCUCAACAUUGUCGUUCCCACUGCGACCAUCCUCGGCGGUCCAGACCUGUACGUGAAUAAGGGCAGCACCAUCAACCUCACGUGUACCAUCAGGUACUCGCCUGAGCCGCCUGCGUUCAUCUUCUGGUAUCACCACGAUGAGGUGAUCAGCUACGACAGCGAGCGCGGCGGUGUCAGCGUGGUGACGGACAAGGGCGAGCAGACGACGUCGCGGCUGCUGCUGCAGAAGGCGCGGCCCUCCGACUCGGGCCACUACACGUGCCGGCCCAGCAACGCGGACGUCGCCACCGUCACCGUGCACGUGCUCGACGGGGAGCGUCCCGAGGCGAUGCAGACGGGCGCUUCGGCGCCGCGGUGCCUGUCCCUCGUCGCGGUGGCUGCGUCCCUGCUGGCGGCUGCGGCGGCGGUACUGAGCACCAGGUGAUGCGGCGCGGCGCCCUGAGGCGGUGGUGCGCUGCUACUGGUGCUGCUGGUGCUGUUGGUGGUGGUGCCGUGCUGCACUGGUGGGAGACUGGGGAACUCGGACAGGGGGCGCGUCUGUGGCGUGGUUACAGCUCUGCUACUGCCGGCGGGCCUGCCUGGGAUCGCACUCGACCGACAGAGCACCUCGCGUCACAGAGGCAGUGCAACCGACGAGUUUGGCAACAGGCAUGUGACACCAGGAGCACUUUUGCGUUAACGUCUCACGUGGAGGAGGUAGCUCGUGCCUCUUCUUUAUUCAGCCCAAGUUAUCUUUCGUUGCCAUCUGCUCCUCACAUGCGAACAAAUAGCACCUGCGUUUGUGGUGCAUUUCCGAAACAAGAAAUUAAUGAAAAUAACUGUGUAGCGAUGAUUCCAGCGCACUACCCUCACAGAAUUUAUUCUAUUCUUUUCCAUUAUAAUGCACAACAAAAUACACGGACAGCUACUCCUAAGGUUGAACACUCGUACUUCUUGGCAGUAGGUGCAAUGAUUUCGUGGAGCUGAGUGCAGUGAAAGAGAUAGACGAGCGUAAUAGGAUAGUGACACGUUCUCGUUACAUUAUUUCUUCAUUUUGCUUUAAACCUUCCCGGAGCACUAAAUAUCAAACUGUGGACUUAGUGCCAACGUGGGAAUCAAACACAGACUAAACAAAUUAUGAAAUUUAUAAAUUGCAUAAUACAAGAGAAGUGGUUCGCAUCUACGUUUCAUAUGACUAAAAAACGAUACGAAAACGUAUUUUCGUUCCGGAUCAUUUAUGUUCCCAGUAACACUUCUGUUUACAGUAAAUAAUUCUUGGAAAUAGGUAAAAAUAAAGAAUAAAUAGAGGUAUAAUUAAAUGUAAUUUUUUUAAACGGAAAUGUGGACCAAAGGGGAUACAUUUGGUAGAAAAAUAUUAAUUCAUAAACAGGAACCAGGAAAAUACUUUUUUGAAAUUUAGAGGCGUUGGUUCAUGAUGUGUUUGGAGUAGAAAUAUCGGUUAUCAGGAGCGAUUUAUCUGUUUGUCAACUGAAUCCUAGUUGUGUCAUGUCCUGAAACGGGCUUUGAUUACCUUGGAUGAGAGACAAAACUCGACGGAAAGCUUGUAGCGAGCACUGUUGCUGUGUUAUUUAUAUGAAUGCGAAACUAAUAUUGUUAGGCUUUUUCUUUUUAGAAGCAUGCUGUCUAUCAAUUUUCGGCUACUGCAGAACUGUCAGAAACCGAAUAACGCGAAGGGGUGGUCAAGGAAAUGGAUUCAUGUUCAGGAGGAGUCACUGAACGUUCAUAUUAGGGGGACAUGUUUCGAAUCCGCAUUCAGCCGUUCCAAAAUACUUAUCCCUUUAUCAGAGUAGGAAAGUAAUUGACACUACACAGCAUGGAAAGUGGUUAUGUUGCAGAUCCUCCACUACCUGCGUGUGCAAUAUGGCUAUGCGAAUUCGUACUUUUCCUUUACUUUUUUAAUUUACUAUUAAUUUGUUUCUCCUUCCUACGUAAGGCCUCCAAAGAACUGUCUUACAACGAACCAAUUUUUAUUUUCGUGUUUAUGAUACAGACCGAUUAUUUUCUGCAGAAUCUAACACAAAAGUUUACGUUAGCAAUAAUGGAGCCAAAGCUUAUUAAAUGAGAACUAACAGAAAUGGCAAUAUCUUGUGAGAAACACAUAGUGGGUGAGAGAAAAGGAAACGACUUCGUACAUAAGAGAGAAAGACGAGAGGGAAAAUAAAAUGGCAUAUCUACCUGAAAGAGGAAAAGAGAAGGCAGCUUCAUUUGGGAGCAAGUUAGUAUUCGCUUCACUGUAUGAUGGACGUGAGGGUCAUGAUAGAAGUAUUUCGAGGAUAAGGAGAGGAAUUACUUCAGUUUUACAUAUGUGCUACAGGGUACCUCAUGUUGUUUAUAGUGCGAGAUAGUCCGUUCAAGAGGCGACAAUAAAGAAUGCAGAAGGUAUUCGAGAACUGUUUUGAGGAUGGAUAAUGGAGCGCGUAUACACUGGCAAUAUCGCACGUAUACAGUGAGGACCUGAUGAAGCAAACACAGCGCACAUGAGACAAUUCAAUUGUGUGUCCAGCUACACGUUCUUUAUUGACGAGUAUUAUCCGAUUCGCUUUUCAGGAUCGUAAUAUCCAAUUUACUUGUCUGUUCACGUUCAUUAUUAGCUUCCGACAGGCUGCUGAGUAAAAUGAAUUACCUGGUAUAUGUAGUAGUGCGAUAUGACUGCUGUGAACAAAAGACCUCACCAACUACAUUUCUUUGUUAUGGCACCUGCGGUCUCAAUCUCGUAUGUAAAAUUCGUUUUGUUACUUUACUCUGCUCAUAGGGCUUGCCUUACGUGCUCCGUAGGAAGGGAUAAGACUCAUUUCCUUUCCAGUCCUUGUCAGAAUCUAGUUUGUAUAUCGUCUCUAUAGACUCCUCCGUCAACAAAACGUCAAUUAUAGACCAUUCUUCCUUCACUUUAUCAAAAAAGGCCCGUCGUAUGUAGGGUCAACUGGCAACGGCUGUAAAACCGUUUAAAAUUGCAUUUUGAAACUCCGAAAACACCUUUUAGUAUCUAAAAAUAAAUAUUUAAUUCUUUUCAAGGCUGGUUGUUUUAUCAUACAUCAGCAGACAGCAAAUAUUAAUUGAUCAUGUUUUCUCCAAGACAAACAUGUAGAUAUAUGUGUUUUAAACUGGCUCAUACUGAAAUAACUUCUCGGAAUAAAGAGUUAUGCAAAUUUUCGUAACGAACAGGGGUAAAAAAUCAAGGAAAUUAUUUUCUGACGUGAGCUGACGAUCAGAUUGACCUGUAUAAUUAAUUGUGUGUAGACUGCUUAAGAAAUGUUAUAUUGUGUUAUUCCACUACUUUGUUUCCUCUUUUACCACAUUUGGAUCCUGAAAAUAAGAACAAAAUCAACCACAAAAUUAGACGUGUUAUCUACUCAACAUUUCUCAUUUUGGUAACAGUGUUCUUAAGUACAGCACUGUAUUAUGGGACAAACCCAAAAUGUACCGAGGAAUCAUGUAACGGUACCAUUCUUAAUUCAUCUAGGCCGAAUUAUGCAUAAAAAUUACGCAUAGGGAAGAUUAGGAACUCACGCUUUAAUGUUCACCAGAUAACCGAAAUAUCACGAAGAGGAAAGGCAGAAUGUUUAGAUCGCUUCCAUGUUCCAUAUACCUUAGUGGGAAAAUAUUAACAAACGUAAAUUUGUGGAGGAAGAAAUUGCACUUUCUACGACAUACACGCAAAAGCUUUCAUGAAGAAACCGUAAAAUACUGUCUUCCGUAAUACUCUUUCUGUUACCUGCAUGUUAUUUUGAAAUUACUUGGAUGAAAAUUAGAAUAAGUCUCCUUCGGUCCUACAACCGCUCGCAAGCAACUCUCCUUGGUGUCAUUUAACUUAGGAUAUCUUUGUUUUUAUCUGAACGUAGAAAUGAGUAAAGCAGAUCGGUCAUGAUGAGAACAGCUGCGAGAAAAUCUAUGCUGCAUGUACGCAUUUGUACCGUUCUAACAGCUCCUGGUCAGAAUACUAACGUUCCCUACAGUAUAAUGAUUGAGGCAACGAGCUACGACCUCCCAUUUUUCCCCGCGUCCUGGACGUCAGCGUUUCCUGUCAAGGCUACGCAGUACCACGCCACGGAACUAAUGGAACUUUCUUUUAAGUACUUUUUUAUACGAACUACACAAUAUGAAAUCAUUCCAAAGAAGAAGCUUCAUCAGGAAUCGGGUUUCGAACACCGGUCAUUUAAGUGUCGUGUUUGUUACAAAAGCAUUGCAUCAGACUUUUCAUCUAAAUAUAAAACCACAGAAAGAGUUAUUUGUGGAAGGAAUGGAAUAAAGAAGUUCGGAAAAUGUAAAUUAAGCACCUUCAUCAGCUGAUCACUCCUGUUGAAGUAUUCCUUUUGUGUGCCGAAACGUUUGUGAGACGUGCUACUGUAUAUUAUGGAGAAAUAAUAUAUUUGUGCAAAUCCAAAGAGUUUCUCCAAACGCUUGUGUGGCGAAAAUCGAGUGUUUCAAUAACCAGAAUGAAGUUCUGCUGCUGGACAGUCAAUAUAUAUUUUUGUAACAGCGGUGCGUAAACUAUUCUUGACUGUACAUAAAUUUGUUUUAAUACGAUUCAUUACUGACUGUUACGCGAAAUAAACCGUGGCGGUCAAAGAAAAAAAUGUUAAUUACUAUGUAAUAAUGGUUACAUUAGUUCUUACAAAGUUUAAAACAAAGAAUAAGAGUACCAAAUAAUGUAUAUAACUAUUAUUGAAAUUAGAAUUGUUUAAUAAACUUCAAGAAACGAA
This is a messenger RNA of Schistocerca gregaria, 5555 nucleotides long. Its product is annotated as zwei Ig domain protein zig-8-like. The transcript has 6 exons. NCBI's taxonomy places the organism in Eukaryota, Metazoa, Arthropoda, Insecta, Orthoptera, Acrididae. Gene Ontology annotation, biological process: synapse organization. The record is from RefSeq and is a predicted model, not a curated record. Bases 401 to 1279 code for a protein of 292 amino acids. Gene Ontology annotation, cellular component: neuron projection membrane.